AUAGGUCUGUACAGUGGUAUGAACUAUACCAUCACAGUGAGAGCUGGUAAUGUACUAGGAGCAUCAAAGUCAAGUGUUAUAUCAGCUAAAACGUCAGUAUCAAUUCUUGUAGGUGUACCCACAUCUCUUCAUGUUAAUCCAAACACUAAUAGGAUUAUGUGGAAUGAGAUUAAUUGCUCUCAACUCACUGGUAGAUUCAUUGAAUAUAAUGUACUUAUUGAAAAUAUAUAUGUAAAUGAGCUUGUUUUUGGUGAAGUAUAUAACAUCAGUGUAGCUGCUGUUAAUUCUGUUGGAAGAGGUCCCUUUAGUGAUCCCAUUGUUGUAGAAUUUGGAGCUAGAUUCAAUGAUGGUGGUGUUGCUAUUGGGUUGGGGACUUUUGUAGCUAUAUUGAUGAUUCUAUUAACCAUCAGUCUUGUUGUUCAUAUCUACUGCUUUGUGAAAUUUAUAUACCCUGUCAUUGCACCAAAAGCAAAUAAAUCAACUACUAAAGAGGAAAAUAGAAUUGUUGAAGAGAUGUCAAUGCAAGAAUGUGAAUCAUAUGGUCUUCAUGAAGUAAAUAAUAAGAAGAAAGUAGUACUUUAUGAGGAGUGUCUGCCUGCCGAUGACAAACACAAACCAGUUGUUGUUGUUGAUGAAACAUCUGCUGUUGAUGAACCAACUGUUUAUGAAGAAUUUACUGUUGAUGAUUAUACAUCAUGUUAAUGACAUUAAAAUACACAUCCUUAAUGCACACAUACUGUAGUAAUUGCUGCAUUUAAUGCAUAAUGUGAAAAUAUUCAAGUUUAAGGUAAAAGA
Molecule: messenger RNA, 795 nt
Organism: Amphimedon queenslandica
Lineage: Eukaryota; Metazoa; Porifera; Demospongiae; Haplosclerida; Niphatidae
Exons: 5
Coding region: 19-702 (227 amino acids)
Molecular function (GO): protein binding
Source: RefSeq, a predicted model, not a curated record